AAAGGUCAAUCGAAACCUAAACUAAAUAUUCAAAGCCUAAAACCCAGAAACUGAAGAGGAAGAGAAGGGCUCCCUUUCUCUUCCAAACCUAGUGUUCGCCACGCUCGGGUCAGCCUUGCGCUUCUCCCCUUCGUUUCUCCUACUCUUCCUCUUUAUACCCUUCCUUGAUAGUGAAUAACAAUACUGAAAUUAACUCUGUUUUCUGUAAAUCUUUUUGGGCUAAUUCAGUUUUGGUUUAUUCUUUACGCAAUUUGGUUAUCCUUCAGUUAAUUUGCUUAUGCAAAACUCUGUUCAACUUUGAGGAGGUUGGUCUGAAGAGCUUGUUUGGGUGAGUAUCGAUGGAUCCGCAGCCAGAACCUGUUACCUAUAUCUGUGGAGACUGUGGACAAGAGAACACAUUGAAGCAUGGAGAUGUGAUACAAUGCCGUGAGUGUGGUUACCGCAUUCUUUACAAGAAGCGAACCCGAAGAAUUGUUCAGUAUGAAGCUCGCUAAAUAUGGAAUUCAAAGAAGGGGGAGGGCAUACGCACUUAUGUCAAUGAGAAACAAUAUCAGAAGUGUUGAUGCAUUGUAUAUGGUUGAUUGUGUUAUGCGGUUCAAGAAGAUUUGAACAUUGUUUUCAAUCAAUGGUUGCCUGGGACCUGAGUGAUGGCUGUUGAUUUAGAACAGCUAGAGUUCAUACUUCUUAUGGUCUGCUUAUGUUGUGUUUUUAAGUGGUUUCAUCUUGUUAUUGUGGACUUAAAUCUUUGUUAAUGUGUUAGCUUGAUGUUAUGCACCUUGUCUUGUUGAUUUGUUAGCUCCAUAAUUUUAAAACAAGGAUUAAACAUGUGUGA
This is a messenger RNA of Theobroma umbraticum, 832 nucleotides long. RefSeq names its product DNA-directed RNA polymerases II, IV and V subunit 12. NCBI's taxonomy places the organism in Eukaryota, Viridiplantae, Streptophyta, Magnoliopsida, Malvales, Malvaceae. The record is from RefSeq and is a predicted model, not a curated record. Gene Ontology annotation, molecular function: zinc ion binding; DNA binding. Gene Ontology annotation, biological process: DNA-templated transcription. Gene Ontology annotation, cellular component: RNA polymerase III complex; RNA polymerase II, core complex; RNA polymerase I complex.